Elaeis guineensis (African oil palm) is the source of this 1424-nucleotide messenger RNA. The record is from RefSeq and is a predicted model, not a curated record. NCBI's taxonomy places the organism in Eukaryota, Viridiplantae, Streptophyta, Magnoliopsida, Arecales, Arecaceae.
UCCCGCUCCAUUUCUCCAUCCUUCGCCACUCUUCUCUCGCGUUCGUGAGGGAAAGAACGAGAAAUAAAGACACUAUGUCUCACCGUAAGUUCGAGCAUCCCCGACAUGGUUCUCUUGGCUUCCUUCCUAGAAAAAGAGCCUCCCGACAUAGAGGAAAAGUGAAAUCAUUCCCAAGGGAUGAUCCAAGCAAGCCUCCUAGACUGACUGCCUUUCUAGGAUACAAGGCUGGGAUGACACACAUAGUCAGGGAAGUUGAGAAACCAGGAUCAAAGCUCCAUAAGAAGGAAGCAUGUGAAGCUGUAACAGUUAUUGAAGCACCCCCAAUGAUUGUUGUCGGUGUUGUUGGUUAUGUCAAGACCCCCCGUGGUCUUCGCUCACUGAACACUGUUUGGGCUCAGCAUCUUAGUGAGGAAAUAAAGAGGAGAUUUUACAAAAACUGGUACAAGUCCAAGAAGAAAGCAUUUACUAAGUAUUCAAAGAAGUAUGAAACUGAAGAUGGCAAAAAAGAAAUCCAGGCACAGCUAGAAAAGAUGAAGAAGUAUGCGUCUGUUAUUCGUGUUUUGGCUCACACUCAGAUUAGAAGGAUGAAGGGGUUGAAACAGAAGAAGGCACACCUGAUGGAGAUCCAGGUGAAUGGUGGAGACGUUGCCCAGAAAGUUGAUUAUGCUUACAGCUUUUUCGAGAAGCAAAUUCCUGUAGAUGCUGUUUUCCAGAAGGACGAGAUGAUAGACAUCAUAGGAGUUACCAAGGGCAAGGGUUAUGAAGGUGUGGUGACUCGUUGGGGUGUCACUCGUCUUCCCCGCAAAACCCACCGUGGGCUGCGCAAGGUGGCUUGUAUCGGUGCUUGGCAUCCAGCUAGGGUUUCAUUCACGGUGGCCAGGGCUGGGCAGAAUGGUUACCAUCACCGCACAGAGUUGAACAAGAAAAUUUAUAAGCUUGGAAAGGCUGGAGAGGAGUCUCAUAAGGCUAUCACUGAAUUCGACAGGACUGAGAAGGAUAUAACUCCAAUGGGAGGCUUCCCACAUUAUGGGGUGGUUAAGGAUGAUUACAUAUUGAUUAAAGGCUGCUGUGUGGGACCAAAGAAGCGGGUUGUCACUUUGAGGCAGUCAUUGCUGAAGCAAACCUCACGUGUGGCUAUGGAGGAGAUCAAGCUCAAGUUCAUUGAUACCUCAUCCAAAUUUGGGCAUGGCCGCUUCCAAACCACAGAGGAGAAGGGCAAAUUUUAUGGAAGGCUCAAGGUUUGAUUAGGACUGUUAUAGGUUAAAAAGAUAAGAUGCCGCUUUAUAUUCCUAUUUGAUUCAAAAGCGUGUUUGAAUUCUUGCCCUCCUGGACCUUGAAAAACUUCAGUGUUGUUUUUGGACCCUUGGCUAAAAUGUUUUUUUCCGAGGCAUAAAAUGAAUUUCAAGUUGUGUUCGAGUUUCCAA